Glycine soja is the source of this 5789-nucleotide messenger RNA. RefSeq names its product RNA helicase aquarius-like. The record is from RefSeq and is a predicted model, not a curated record. The coding region runs from base 934 to 5514 and encodes 1526 amino acids. Lineage: Eukaryota; Viridiplantae; Streptophyta; Magnoliopsida; Fabales; Fabaceae. Gene Ontology annotation, biological process: mRNA splicing, via spliceosome. Gene Ontology annotation, cellular component: catalytic step 2 spliceosome. The transcript is spliced from 15 exons. Gene Ontology annotation, molecular function: mRNA binding; helicase activity.
ACACAACACACUUUAGUAGAACCAUUACAUUGUCUUACUUUCAGCUGAGAUGCAUAAUCACUUCUAGUUUGUUGCAGACAUCUAACAAAAAGUUUUCAAAUUAAUGUUUAAGCCUGUUUAAAAUUUUUGUAAUGGGAAUACGUUUAACAACAUGACCCGUGUGCUCAAAACUAACUACUAUUACUUAUUGCUGGAAAGGGUUUAAUCCCUGGAAAAUGGGGCUAUAUUAAUUGUUUGCAUUCGUCAAGGGACAUGGAUUUGGAAACCUUAAUGAAUCUUCUUAAUUUCUUCAGUUGUUUCAUUUCAACGUGGAGGAGUAGGGAUCAAUUUAAAAAGUUUUUAUUUUUAUUUUUUAUAUAAGGACUAAAUUGAAAAUCCGCUUUACGUAUUAAGGAAUUAAGGAUUAAAUUAUAUGUUUAAGAUCAGGUUUACUCAUUUUAGGCUAACACUGAUGAAGUUUUUUGACUGGAAACACUGAUGAAGUUAAAAACAAAAACUUUGCCCAUUGAUAGAAUUUAGUUAAUUUAAACCUGUAACGUGGUAGGGAAAGAAAGCAACAAACCCAUGUCAUAAACACGCUUGGAAGGUUUGGCUGAGUGAAGAAGGCUGAAAGAUAAAGAAGGGCCUCUGGACAAGGUGAAGGAGAGACAUCGUCAAGUAUCAAGCAAAGUGAACAGAAUAAGUGGUAUGAGAUUAUGAGGUCACUCCUUAACUUCUUCAUGUCACAACCAAAAGGAUGAUUAUAAGCACAAAUAGAACAUCCAUCUCACAAUAGCCACAUUGAGGCGGUGGAUUUCCAACACCACUCACUAAUCACUACCAUAUACUGUACUAUACAUCUUAAUAGACAAGAGAAAAGAAAAGCAUAUUUGAAGUGUGAAGUGUAUGGGUUUAAAACGAUAGAACCAAAACCCUAAUUUCACAACUUUCCCGAUGACGAAGGUUUACGGCACGGGGUUAUACGAUUUCCGGCGCCACCGCGUGGCAGAGUACCCCGUGGCGGCGCCGCCAUCGGAGUCGAAAGCGGAAGUUCCAAAGGCAGGCGGCGGCGGCGGCUUUCCAAGCAGCAUCACUCUGUCGGAGAUUCAGCGCGACCGGCUGACGAAGAUUGCGGAGGCGAACUGGUUGAAAAGCGGCGAUGCGGCUAGGCCGAAGAAGGACUUCGACCCUGAGCUAGUUCGCAAGAUCUACGAAACCGAAUUGUUAGUGAAAGAGGGUUCCAAACCCGUUCCCUUGCAACGUGUCAUGAUUCUGGAGGUUAGCCAGUAUCUGGAGAAUUACCUGUGGCCUCAUUUCGACCCUCUCGCUGCCACCUUCGAGCAUGUUAUGUCCAUCAUCAUCAUGGUCAACGAGAAGUUCCGAGAGAAUGUUGCCGCUUGGACUUGUUUCCAUGAGAGGAAAGACGCUUUCAAAGUCUUUCUCGAGAGGGUUCUUCGCUUAAAGGAGGGACGAGAACUAAGUAUAGCAGAGAAGACGAAUUACCUAGUUUUUAUGAUAAAUGCCUUUCAGAGUUUGGAAGAUGAGGUUGUUAGCAGGACAAUCUUGAGACUGGCAAAUUUGAAAUCUUGGUACAGUUUGUCUUAUGGUCGUUUUCAGAUGGAGCUUUGUCUUAAUCCUGGCUUGGUCAAGAAAUGGAAAAGGAUGAUAAAGAAAGAACCUGUGAAAGGGGGUGGAUCACAUUUAGAUCCCUUAACUAAAGUUGAAGUGAUGUUCGUGAGAAACCUCAUAGAAGAAUUUAUGGAGAUACUGGAUUCACAGGUAUUUCCCCAGAAACAAUUAUCUGGUGAGGACAAUGAACUUAUUGAUGCUACUGGUUUGGGGCUACUUAAUGAUGCCUGUGUCCUGUACUGUGAGAGGUUUAUGGAAUUUCUAAUUGACCUCUUGAGUCAAUUGCCAACAAGGAGGUAUUUGAGGCCUCUUGUGGCUGAUGUAGCUGUAGUUGCCAAAUGCCAUUUAAGUGCACUCUAUAGGCAUGAAAAGGGGAAACUUUUUGCCCAGCUGGUUGAUUUACUGCAAUUCUAUGAAGGGUUUGAGAUUAAUGAUCAUACUGGAACACAGUUAACAGAUCACGAGGUUCUUGAAUCUCAUUACAGCCGAAUGCAGUCAUUCCAACUACUUGCAUUUAAAAAGAUGGAAAAGCUGCGGGAACUUGCUUUGACUAACAUUGGUUCGAUUCACAAGCGUGCUAAUUUGACCAAGAAAUUGUCUGUUCUUUCUCCGGAGGAGUUGAGAAAUUUUGUUUGCUGUAAGCUUAAACUGGUCUCUAAGGAAGAUCCCUGGUCAGAGAGGGUUGAUUUUCUUAUUGAAGUAAUGCUGUCCUAUUUUGAGAAGCAACAAUCUCAAAAAGAAGCUAUUAAUGCUCUUCCUCUUUAUCCAAAUGAGCAGAUUAUGUGGGAUGAAAGUGUUGUACCCAGCAUAAAUUACUCUGGAGAAGGUUGUUUAGCAUUGCCCAAGCUGAACUUACAGUUCUUAACACUUCAUGAUUAUCUUCUUCGAAAUUUUAAUCUUUUUAGACUUGAGUCAACAUAUGAGAUACGUGAGGACAUUCAGGAAGCUGUUCCACAUCUUCUUGCAUAUAUUAAUAAUGAUGGAGGAACUGCUUUUCGUGGUUGGUCAAGAAUGGGUGUGCCAAUCAAAGAAUUCAAAAUCACUGAAGUUAAACAACCUAACAUUGGAGAAGUCAAACCAUCAUCCGUGACUGCAGAAGUUACUUAUAGUGUUUCCAGUUAUAGAGCACAUAUUAGAUCAGAAUGGGAUGCACUCAAAGAGCAUGAUGUAUUGUUUUUACUAUCUAUUCGCCCAUUAUUUGAGCCUCUUAGUGCCGAAGAAGAAGACAAAGCUAGUGUUCCUCAGAAGCUUGGCCUACAAUUUGUUCGAGGUUGUGAAGUUAUUGAGAUUCGAGAUGAGGAAGGAAACCUUAUGAAUGAUUUUUCUGGAAAGAUUAAGCGUGAUGAGUGGAAGCCACCAAAGGGGGAACUGAGAACAGUAACUGUGGCUUUGGAUACAGCACAAUACCACAUGGAUGUAAGUAACAUUGCUGAAAAAGGGGCAGAAGAUGUUUAUGGUACAUUUAAUGUGUUGAUGAGGAGGAAGCCAAAAGAAAACAAUUUUAAAGCCAUCUUAGAAUCAAUAAGGGAUUUAAUGAAUGAAUACUGUAUUGUUCCCAAGUGGUUGGAAAACAUUUUUCUUGGUUAUGGGGAUCCUUCAGCUGCACAGUGGACUAAUAUGCCUGAUGUAUUGGAGACAGUAGAUUUCAAAGAUACUUUUGUUGAUGCUGAUCACUUAAAAGAAAGUUUUGUGGAUUAUGAGGUGUCUUUUGUUAAUUCUGAUGGCUCAGAAAAUUUGAAUCCAAGGCCUCCUUUUAAGAUCAAGCUUCCCCGAACACUCAAACCUAACAAUGGUACUCUUACUGGGCAUGCAAUGUCUACUUCCGGUGCAACAAAUGAUAUCAAUGUGGUUGAUGCAAAUUAUCAGAAAGAAGCACUAGUUAUUGAGACAUAUACUCCUCCAGAUCCUGGCCCCUAUCCUCAAGAUCAGCCCAAACAAAAUUUAGUUAGAUUCACACCCACACAGGUUGAAGCAAUCAUCUCUGGCAUUCAGCCUGGUCUAACUAUGGUUGUGGGGCCACCUGGUACAGGAAAGACUGAUACAGCUGUACAAAUUCUAAAUGUUCUUUACCAUAAUUGUCCUUCUCAGAGAACCUUAAUAAUUACUCAUUCAAAUCAGGCUUUGAAUGACCUGUUUGAGAAGAUAAUGCAGAGAGAUGUUCCUGCACGUUAUCUUCUUCGACUUGGUCAAGGAGAACAAGAGCUAGCAACUGAUCUUGAUUUUAGCCGGCAAGGUCGUGUUAAUGCAAUGCUUGUUAGACGGUUAGAAUUGCUCAGUGAAGUGGAGAGGCUAGCAAGAUCUCUUCAAUUGCCCGAGGAUGUGGGUUACACUUGUGAAACUGCGGGAUACUUUUGGUUGCUUCAUGUUUAUUCACGCUGGGAGCAGUUUCUUGCUGCUUGUGCUGAGAAUAAAGAGAAGUCAACAUUUGUUCGAGAUCGUUUUCCCUUCAAAGAGUUCUUCUAUGAUACACCACAUCCUGUAUUUACAGGUGAGUCUUUUGAGAAAGACAUGCAGGCUGCUACGGGGUGCUUUCGUCAUCUUAAGAACAUGUUUCAAGAACUUGAAGAGUGUCGGGCAUUCGAAUUACUUAAGUCAACAGCUGAUAGGGCUAACUACUUAAUGACCAAGCAGGCUAAGAUUGUGGCAAUGACUUGCACCCAUGCAGCUCUAAAGAGGAAAGAUUUCCUCCAGUUAGGUUUCAAGUAUGACAACUUGCUAAUGGAAGAAAGUGCCCAAAUUUUAGAAAUUGAGACUUUCAUUCCAAUGUUACUCCAGCGGCAGGAGGACGGUCAUGCACGGCUUAAACGCUGCAUUCUGAUUGGUGAUCAUCACCAGUUGCCUCCUGUUGUGAAGAAUAUGGCUUUUCAGAAGUACAGCCACAUGGAUCAAAGUCUAUUUACAAGGUUUGUCCGAUUGGGCAUUCCUUACAUUGAGCUAAAUGCUCAGGGAAGAGCCAGGCCAAGUAUAGCUAAACUUUACAAUUGGAGAUACAGAGAUUUGGGAGACCUUCCUUCUGUAAAGGAGGAAGUCGUAUUCAAUAGGGCAAAUGCUGGAUUUGCUUAUGAUUAUCAGUUAGUGGAUGUUCCAGAUUACCUUGGUAAGGGGGAGACAACUCCAUCUCCUUGGUUUUACCAAAAUGAGGGAGAAGCCGAAUAUGUUGUCAGUGUCUAUAUAUACAUGCGUCUUUUAGGGUAUCCUGCAAAUAAGAUAUCAAUUUUGACUACAUACAAUGGUCAGAAACUUCUCAUCCGUGAUGUUGUAAAUAGGAGAUGCGUUCCAUACGAUUUCAUUGGUCCUCCAAGCAAGGUUACUACAGUGGAUAAGUUUCAAGGUCAGCAAAAUGAUUUUAUAUUGCUAUCUAUUGUGCGUACUCGAUUUGUUGGUCACCUACGUGAUGUAAGAAGAUUGGUUGUUGCAAUGUCACGUGCUCGGCUUGGUUUAUAUGUUUUUUGCCGUCGUUCCCUUUUUGAACAAUGCUAUGAGCUGCAACCUACAUUUCAGCUGCUUCUUGAAAGACCUGACCACCUUGCCCUUAAUGUGAAUGAGAUUACAUCAUAUACUGAACGAAAUUUUGAAGAUCCUGGACCUGGACAUCAUGUACAUCUUGUCAGUGGCAUUGAGGAGAUGGGUAGUAUCAUAGACAGACUGUAUCAGGAAAAGUUGAGACAUCAAUUUGAUCAAAAUGGGCCUUAUUUGAGUCAUUUAGAACCAUCAGAAAAUACAGAUGGGAUGCAAAGUGGGCAGCAGACUAUGGACACUGAUAUGCCUGAACAAACAGAGGACGACAUGCCACAUAAAAUCAAGGAAGCUACAACUGUUGAUAAUGUAACUGGAUAUAACAACGUGGAAGAUGUUACCAUGGUUGAUAAUAGUGAUGGUGUUGCAAAUGGGAACCCAUCGCCAUAGAAGCCCUUCAAAUGAGGAGACUGGUGUAGGUGCUGCUAAGCAAGCAUUCAUUGCACAUUUGAUUUUUGUUUUUGUUUUCCAGUUAGUUACAUAACUGGUGUGGUGGGUCAUGGCGUUUCUAUGACUAGAUUAAUCAAUGCCAAAUUGACAAGAUGUAGCUAUAGCAAAUUAGAUUUUAAAUGUAGGUCAGGUGGAGGAAUUCGUGUUUUGUAUGUACCAAUUGUAGUCAGUAUAUUUUACCGAAUCAAUUAAUCACUAAUCCACUUUCACUCGCA